Cydia amplana is the source of this 1142-nucleotide messenger RNA. RefSeq names its product replication factor C subunit 2 (gene RfC4). Gene Ontology annotation, molecular function: DNA binding; ATP hydrolysis activity; DNA clamp loader activity. NCBI's taxonomy places the organism in Eukaryota, Metazoa, Arthropoda, Insecta, Lepidoptera, Tortricidae. The transcript is spliced from 4 exons. The coding region runs from base 72 to 1121 and encodes 349 amino acids. Gene Ontology annotation, biological process: DNA repair; DNA-templated DNA replication. The record is from RefSeq and is a predicted model, not a curated record. Gene Ontology annotation, cellular component: DNA replication factor C complex; nucleus.
UUCUUUUCAUUAAGUAUUUCGAGAAAAGAGAACGUGUUCUAUCUAUAUUGCUUUUUUAAAUCGUCAGGACAAUGAGCGACGACGACAUAACUAUAAUGGAGGUGGACGAGCCGGAGCCGAAGGCGUCGAAAGCGAGCCAGAGCAAGCCGGCGGGACACCUGCCGUGGAUCGAGAAGUACCGGCCUCAGACGUUUGCGGACAUCGUGGGGAAUGAGGAUACUGUGGCUCGGCUGGCAGUGUUCGCGCGCACGGGCAACGCGCCCAACAUCAUCAUCGCGGGCCCGCCGGGCGUGGGCAAGACCACGACGAUCCUGUGCCUCGCGCGCGCGCUGCUGGGCCCCGCGUUCAAGGACGCCGUGCUCGAGCUUAACGCUUCCAACGACCGAGGCAUCGACGUCGUGCGCAACAAGAUCAAGAUGUUCGCGCAACAGAAGGUGACACUGCCACCUGGUCGACAUAAGAUUGUCAUCUUGGACGAGGCGGACAGCAUGACGGAGGGUGCCCAGCAAGCACUGCGGCGUACCAUGGAGCUGUACUCGGCCACCACACGUUUUGCGCUAGCAGCCAAUACCUCUGAAAAGAUCAUUGAGCCCAUACAGUCACGGUGUGCUGUGCUACGAUACUCCAAGCUUACAGAUGCUCAGAUACUUGCCAAGGUGGUAGAGGUAUGCGAGAAAGAGCAGCUCUCCUACACAGAAGAAGGUGUGAGCGCAGUAGUGUUCACAGCGCAGGGCGACCUUCGCGCCGCGCUCAACAACCUGCAGGCCACUGCGCAGGGCUUCAGACACGUCGCCCCGGACAGCGUGUUCAAAGUGUGCGACGAGCCGCACCCCAUGCUCGUGCGGGGCAUGCUGGAGGCCUGUACCAGGCAGGAUAUACACGAGGCCUAUAAGGUGAUUGCAAAGCUGUGCAAACUAGGUUACGCGGCGGAGGACAUCGUGUCGAACAUCUUCCGCGUGUGCAAGACGCUGGAGGCGAGCGAGGAGCUGCGGCUCGCGUUCAUCCGCGAGGUGGGGCUGACGCACAUGCGCGUCGCCGACGGACUGUCCGCGCCGCUGCAGCUGGCCGGGCUGCUGGCGAGGAUGUGCCGCGUGGCCGGGGGAGGGGACUCGGACUGGUGACGCACAUGCGCGUCGCCGACG